This is a messenger RNA of Paramacrobiotus metropolitanus, 1354 nucleotides long. RefSeq names its product PSME3-interacting protein-like. The record is from RefSeq and is a predicted model, not a curated record. Bases 408 to 1079 code for a protein of 223 amino acids. Lineage: Eukaryota; Metazoa; Tardigrada; Eutardigrada; Parachela; Macrobiotidae. The transcript is spliced from 7 exons. Gene Ontology annotation, cellular component: nucleus.
CAACUUUUGAAAAUGAAAAUUGGAGAGUGCAAUGCAGUGAAUGCGAAUCUGCUUGCUUCGACUGUUUUUAUAUAUUUGUUUUGGAAAAAUACUCGAAUGAUUGUUUCUUUAUUUUUAUUCGGAUAAGGCCAUCAUAAGGGCACAAAAGUGGCCACUGACCAUCAUGUAGGAUUACCUUGGCUGACGAGUUCCGUGGUUCGCUGGCUCGAGAAUUUUUGCGGUAAGACACCUAUUUUCUAAACUUCAGACUGUGAAGUAGUGGUGGUGAAGUGGUGGAGUAUAUAUUCAUUGAUUUUCGCGCCAUUGGAUCUGGAUUUGCUGUUAUUGCAGUUAUAAAGGCAAGUGCGGCAUUCUGGACUCCGGAGGCUCAUUAAUCAUAUUGAUCACAUUCAUUGCAUCCAAUAAUCAUGAGUUUCGCCGCACCAAAAGAAACAUUCAAAUCGUUUGUGACUGAAAAAGAAAUUGAGGAAAAGAAAAAAGUCCGACAGGCUGAAUGGGAAAAAGUUCGGAAGCCUGAUCAGCCGCUGCAAGCUCCAGAUGAACCUGUCGAUAAUCGGACGCUUUACGAUCGUUUGAAAGAGCAGAAACUGAAAGAGCAAGAAGAGAAAGAAGAGGCUCGAAAACUCAAAAACUUCGUGCGUGGUUUGGAACAUGAUGAAGUCGAGUUCUUGGAUCAGCUAGAUGAUAUUUACGUAAGAAUGGAGCGCGAAAAACAGCAGGAAGAGAAAAAAGCAAUAAUGGAAUUUCGGGAUAAACUAGCGGCUGUCCAAACAGAAGCUGCCCCGAUCGCUGGAAUCGCUCCUAGCUUAGUGAUUAACAAGCGCAAAGAGGAUCGUACUUUGGCAAGACAGUCUAGUACUGAGCCCCCUAAGAAGCGGCAAAACGACCUCUUAGCUGGAGUCGUAAAAAUCAGACGGUUAAAUAGCGGAAGCUCUGAUGAACCCUUGAAAUCCCCAGCACAGGUGGCAGAAGAGCUGCCGGAACAAUCACCCGCAUCCACCUCAGACCCUGUUUCUUCCAGAAACAGCUCCAGCAUCGCACUCUUGGUUGCUUACGGCAGUGAUUCUGACAGUGAAUGAAUCAUGAGGCUUCUUCUCUUGGAUAAUUGUGACUGUGAUAGCUCCUUUGUUUUUCAGUUAGUGAAAUCUAUGGUGCUUCUGUCUGCGGUUUUGCUUGUUAAUCUUCUUGUGCUAGACUCGAGGGAAAGAGCUGCUUACCGUACAAAUUCAUCUAUUUCCAUGCGCUAAGCUGAAUAACAUAUGGACUAAUGAACUGAACCAUUGUCGUUUUUACCUAUCUGCAAAGCAAAUGCAGUACAGUAUUGUACAAGUACCAGACUCAAGCAGAAUAAAUU